AUGAGAUUCGUAGGCCUAGUGAACAGGAUAUUCAGACACAGUGAUAGUAUGACCGGUAGGCCUGGACAACAGCUUGCCUCUGGAGCGAGAGCAAGGAUUCAGGGCAUGACGAGCUUUCUGUCUGCCGAGGAGAAGAGGAAAGAGGAAGAGAUGUUGAGGAAGAUCAAGGAACAUGGAUUGAAGUUGUGCACCAAGGAGAAGCAAGAGGAGAUGACUAAGGCGCAGGCUGGUGUGCGAUGCAUGUGCACACAUUUGGGGAAGAGAGGAGGAUAG
Encephalitozoon cuniculi GB-M1 is the source of this 273-nucleotide messenger RNA. RefSeq lists its product as uncharacterized. The coding region runs from base 1 to 273 and encodes 90 amino acids. The transcript has a single exon. NCBI's taxonomy places the organism in Eukaryota, Fungi, Microsporidia, Unikaryonidae. The record is from RefSeq and is marked provisional.